Molecule: messenger RNA, 3116 nt
Organism: Mustela lutreola (European mink)
Lineage: Eukaryota; Metazoa; Chordata; Mammalia; Carnivora; Mustelidae
Gene: ZNF839
Product: zinc finger protein 839
Exons: 8
Coding region: 612-2990 (792 amino acids)
Source: RefSeq, a predicted model, not a curated record
AAGACAGCUAUGAUUCUGUCCGAACGAUUUCCUAGUGGUGUGACCUUGAGUAACCCAACCUCUCUGGGCUUUCCUUCCUUUAUUUGCAGGAGGGACGGGUUAUUGGACAAGCCUCAUAGCUCACACUCUGCUGAAGAAACAAAGGUCUCAUGCAUAGGGGGCGCACAGCAAGUCUGGAGUCAGGAGGGUGACAGCGGCUGCUGUUUGCAGAGCCUCUGCCCCAUGCGUGGCACCGUGCCUGUCCACGUCUCAGCAGGCUCAUGAACGUGUUUGUAUCAGCGUUUUACAGGGAGGUUGAGUGACUUUGCCCAGGUCUCCUAAAGUGUGGCUGCUCUCCACCUGUUGAGUGUGACCCCGGCUUUUUGGGUUUGGUCUGGCAACUUAAGAGUUCAAAAAUGACAGUUUCCACAAAACCUAAGCAGAAUGCAGCAGCAUGCUGGUAUUCCGUAGCUGAUCUCAUUGGGAUGGCUUAAAUUCUCCCUGGCUUCGCAACAGCAUAAUUUUGCUGUCUGGUCACCUGAGAUACCCUUUGAGUCCCCGCUCUUCCUUGGGAGGCCAGGAAAGCAAAGCAGCAACUGGAAGCCAUUUGUGUCAAGGUCACAUCUGCAGAAAUGAAAGAUCAGGAAAGGCCAGUGCCCCCACUGGCCACCAUCCAGCCCAAGCCAGCCCUGAGCCAGCUGCCCGCCAGGACUUCCAGGGUGCUGGGGCCCCGGCCGCAGCCCCUCCUGAGCACCGGGCCCCGGCCGCGCUUCCUGAGCAGCUCACUUCCCGUUCAGCUGUUGGCGCAGGGGCCUCUGCCGGCCCUCCAGCCCCUGGCUGCCAAUGGACGGGGUGCCACACCGGCCCCUUCGCCGGCCCCUGACACACCGGCGCUCGCGUCUGUGUCACCCAGCCCAGCGAAUUUCUUUCUUUCCGGCUUGCACACAAAACACACCGAGAAACUCAAAAAGUCCUUAAAAGUGAAAACACGUUCUGGGCGGAUAUCUCGACCUCCCAAGUAUAAAGCUAAAGAUUAUAAAUUCAUAAAAACGGAGGAUUUGGCCGACGGGCACCCGUCCGAUUCUGACGACUAUUCCGAACUGAGUGUGGAAGACGACGACGAGCAGAGGGAAAAGCAGGUGCUCUUCGACUUGUCCGGCUGCUCCCUGAGGCCCAAGACUUUCAAGUGUCAGACGUGUGAGAAGUCCUACAUCGGAAAGGGGGGCCUGGCCCGGCAUCUUAAACUGAACCCAAGCCACGGCCGGUUGGAGCCUGAGGUGUUGAUGUCUGAAAAAGCCAAUGGGAGCGUGACUCGAGGCAGGACCGCUGGCCUGAUGUCACCGGAGCUGUCCACACCAGCCCUUCGAAGCGAGGAAGGGGCCCAGUCGCCAGGGGCUGGCCCGCAGAAUAGCCAGUCUCUAGAAGUUGAAGAGGCCUUGGUGUCUGAACCAGAAAACGGAAGUUACUCAGCCCUUUUGGGAUCCGAGAGACACCUAGACCCCAGAAGUGACUUGUCCGUGGCCCUGACGGAGGCCAGCACAGCCGUCGUCGGGCGAAGCAGAGCAGCUCACCUAGCCAGGGGUGCCCGUGCAGCAGGGGUACAGAGCGCUUCAAGAACCCGAGCUGGGCUCAAGGAGUUUCUGCACCAGUGUGACCGGGACGCGCUGGUACAGUUGGCGCUGCCUCAGCUGGCCCAGGCCGUGAGCGUGUACGAGUUUCUGCUGAUGAAGGUUGAAACAGGUCAUCUAGCAAAACCUUUGUUCCCAGCUGUGUAUAAGGAAUUUGAAGAGUUGCAUAAAAUGGUUAAGAAGAUGUGUCAAGACUACCUCAGUGGUGCUGGUCUGUGUUCCCGGGAGCCUCUGGAAAUAAGCAACAGUAAGGUGGCCGAGUCUUUGGGACUCACUGAGUUCCUGAGGAAACAGGAGGCACACGUGCAGUGCGGGGAGCCGGGCCUGGCCGAAGCGGAGGACGGCCACCAGCAGAAGCGGGGACACGAGACUGCAGAGGAGGGACUGGCCUGGGCGAAGAGGACCAGAAGAGAAGCCCCAGCCCCGGCCCCAGCCAGCCCAGAGCCUCCUGCCGACCGCGGAGGCCCGCAGAAGCCUCCCGCCUGCGCCCCGGCCUCCAGCGAGGGUUGUGCCCCUCACGUAAGUGGAAGCGGCUCUUACGACUCAGCAGAAAGCCACACGACGCUGGUUUCCAAGAGUGACAGAAGCGUGUUGCCUGCAGACCAGCAGCUCAAAGCCCUUGCUGACUUAGAGGCCAACAGUGGGUCCACAGCUCCUGUUCUCUCGUAUCAGCACGUCGGCGGGCCGAGUCUUUGUCCUCCGUUAGAAGAGCCCAGGACUCAGACGCAGGGACAGGUGGCAGCAUUCUCUGAGGAGAAUGUUCCGGAACACUGUCUAGCCUGGAAGGUGGGGGACAGCCUCAGGCCCCGGGCUCUCUGCAGCACCUUGACGUCCACUGGAGGAGCAGACUCCCUGCCGCCUUCUGGGUCUGGAAGCCUCGAGAUGCAGGACUCCCCCCAAAGAGGCCAGCGGUCCAGCCCUAGCCACGUCCUGCUUAUGGAAGACACAGGCCCUCCACCGGCGAAGGUUCUGUCUGUGGACACGGUGCCGGCUGACUGUGCCCACAGGACUGUGCGGGAGUGGGGGCUGGGCCAGGCGGGGUCACCGUCCUCUGACGGGGGUCAGGGAAGUCAGGCAGGGGAUUCACACCCCUUCCCCUGUGGGCCCGAGGCCUGUGCUGAGCAGGGAGGACUGGAGAGUAUUAUUGCUGUGGGUGAAGCUGUGGCUUUUGAAAUUACCCACGGGUGCCAUGAGUUGUUGUCUCAGGGACAAGAACCGCUAUUUAUUCAGAGCUCCGAUGGGCUGAUCUUGUCCCAUCCGGGUUCCCUAGUGUCUGGGGAGGAGGACCUCGUCCUGGUGGCUGGUGCGGAUGGGCCUGCCCUGCACACGGGCCCCCGGGAAGGGGCCCCCCCAGAAGGCACAGAGGCAGAAGCCACACAGUGAAGUCGGACCGCGGUCCGGACGUGUGGGUAUUUUAGCUGGAGAAGGUCUACUUGAAGUAAUGUAUAUUUUUCUAUGGUGAAUACGGAUGCAAAUGAAAGUCUUAUUUAUAAAGAUAAUGUCUUUCUA